This is a messenger RNA of Ostreococcus tauri, 15738 nucleotides long. RefSeq names its product Carbohydrate binding module family 20. Bases 1 to 15738 code for a protein of 5245 amino acids. Lineage: Eukaryota; Viridiplantae; Chlorophyta; Mamiellophyceae; Mamiellales; Bathycoccaceae. The transcript has a single exon. Gene Ontology annotation, molecular function: starch binding. The record is from RefSeq and is a predicted model, not a curated record.
AUGAACGCAGCCAUAGUGGUGGUGCUCAGACACUUGAUAAGAUCGGCAGCGCUGAUCGUCGUCGCCGAUGUCGUGGUGUGGACCGUGACAUCCUUCGCGGGCGACGUUGCGCCAACGUUGCAAUCGCUAUUGGCUUUCAGCACCAUCUCUGCAACUUACUACGGCAUGUACGUCGCGAGGUGGAAUCGCUCGCUAUUCGAUGCGAUGACGCGAACGAUCACCGCUGCGACGGUCGGGUCUUGUGUGGUGAUUUUUGGUAACGCGAUGGCGCUGCGGGUUGUUCCUCGUUCGCUUGCUGACGUCGUUUUCAUAGUUAUCGUCUCCACACUCUCGUCUCUUUUCGGCGUGUACGCCAUGGACUUACGCUUGCACAGUGUGACGACGAGACGAUCACCGAUGAGGCUUUUGGCGGACUCUACCCUUCAUGGAACGUGGUGUUCCGUCGCGGGCAUCGUGUGUUGGGCCUACGCUUUCAGUGAGCUCAUCCCUACUCUCACUUUUGUAGAUACGUGCGCAUGGAGUUCGUUGAUCGCUUUUGUUUUCUCGGCUGCGCUUCGUUGGCUUAGAGCGAUGCACGUGUUAUACACCGUGGACCACUGGAUAAUCCGCACCAUCAUGACAAAAACGCAGAAAGUUUCGGAGCGAAUUACGAGGAGUAUGCCCAGUUUUGUCACGGAUGUCGAUGUUCUCUCUAGUGCGAAUGUUCCGCGUGCAGCCGAAAGGCCGGAAUCCUCUAUUGAGCUGUUGCGAUCGGCCCGUAUCAUGCCAAUCUUCACAGAGCCUCAGGCUGAAGUGCAGCAAGAAGUUGACGCUGAAGAUAUCACUGACGAGCCCACCUCGUUGCCCGUCAUUGAAGAUGCCAUGUCAGACACGCACGACAACACGCAUGAGACCGACGACGACCUAGCGGAAUGGUCCGUUCCUAGACGUAUCGUUUACGCACCACCGUUCACGGUUGUGCGAGAGCUGUCCGCAUCAAUGAUAGCGUCUUCCUCGGCGUCAACGAAAUCUGUCGACGAGCCGUCGUCAAAACAGUGCAGACGAAGAGUUCGCAAGCGCCAGUAUCGUCGCCGACGCACGGCGACGGAUCGGAAUAUCGAUAUGAGCCAGAUCGUCUCAAGCGAAAUUGAUAUCGCUUUGAACAUCGGCGUUUCUAUCGAGGCAGAGCUUGAGAGAGUACUUGAACGCCGCCAGGCACGGCUCGCUGAGCUCAAAAACCAGAACGCCAACCCAGUGUCCAUUGCACAAGUCGAGGCGGAUGUAAGUGCGAUACGUGCGGAGCUAAGAAGAGCGUCAUCAACUCGCGAGCGAUUUCAAAGCGCUCAAACUUCAUACGAAUCCGAUUUGGAAAUAUGGAUGGAGUCCAUACGCGCGGCCGCGGCAGUUUCUCGCUUAGAUUAUGCCAUUGACAAGCUCAAAAGCGCUUCCGUGAAAGAUGACCCACAGAUCAAGGAUCUCAUUGAUCAGAGAGCAGUUUGGGGUCUGAGACUGGUUAGCUCUCAGAUCUUCACAAUCGUCGAGCUCCAAGAUUCUCUUGACACCGGCAAAAAACGAUCAUCGGCUGUCAUAGCGGAUCUUCGUGCAAACAUAGAAACUCUUGAACGCAAGUUGUCCCAGCUGCAAGAGCAAGAAAUCAACAGUGGUUGCAAACGUGAAGAGCUAGAAGCUCGCCUUUUAAGCAUAACGUCCGAGCUUGACACAGUGCGCGAGCGGGAGCGUAUCGCGCUGGAGGACUGGCGGAAGGAACGCGUCAAACUAGAGAUUGAAUUAGAGGCAUCUGUCAAGGAGUUGCAAACGGCCACGAGGACUGUUGACGAGGCCCUCAAGGCUAAAAUGGACCUAUUAGCGGAGUUACAAAGCGCAGAAGAAAAGAGCGAGAGUGAUGCGCAGAUAAUUCAGCGUCUUGAGCAUGAAACAAGAACGCUUCAAGCAAAGCUGCAAUCACUUAGCGCACAGUUAUCAGAUGCAAACGCCAGUAUAGAACAAAUUAAUGGUCGGCGAUCCGAUUUAGAAGCGGAAUUGCAAAUCAAAGUGGCGGAGUUGGAAGCGGCAUUAUCACAUGACGCUGCUGAUAGCUUGGUUGAAGAUUUGAAACGUGAAGUUGACAGCCUGAACGUCGAACUAAAUAUGCUCAGAGAGCAGAGAGCAGCGGAGAUGAGUGAUGUAGAGUUACUCCUUAGAAAACAGCUAGCGGAGGCGCAAGAACAGCUUGAGGCUCAGCGGGUUGAGUUGAAGCGUGAAGCACAAGCCGAGAUAGACGCUCUGAACAAUGAGAUGGACAGUAUUCGAAAAGAAAUGGAACAAUUAGCCACAGAAAUGUCCGACAAAACGCGACAGGGUUUGGACUAUCGUAAACAAGUUGAGGAGCGCCAGUCAGAGAUAAAAGCGUUGAAGAGAUGUGAAGAAUCUGCGUCGCGGGCGCUCGCAGACUCAAAAGCAAAGCUCGCUCAGGUGGAAGAAGAGCUCGAGGCAAAACAACGAGUGCUCCAAGAACGAAUUGAACUGGCUGCUAAUCAAACCGAGCUAGAGUCCAAGCUCGCGGAUUCUGAGGCUGAGCUCGAGCGCGUGCGCCAGGAUCUGUCAUCACUUAAGAACGAGCGUGACUCGAUUGAAAUCGAACUCGAGCGCGUGCUUUCCGAUGAGCUUCCGGAAGUCGAGCAUCUGCGUUCGCGUCUUGCUACUGUUGAAUCUGAGCGCGACGUGCUUCGUACAGAGCUCAGUGAUGCAAUGUCUCGACAAGUUGCUUCGUUGUCUGAUUUUGAUGCGCAGCGUGGUGCUCUUGAGGCGCAGCUCGCUGCCCGCGACGCCGAGCUGGAGCGCGCGCGCCAGGAUCUGUCAUCACUUGAGGACGAGCGUGACUUGAUUGAAUUCGAGCUGGAGCGUGUGCUUUCCGAUGAGCUUCCGGAAGUCGAGCAUCUGCGCUCGCGUCUUGCUGCUGCUGAAUCUGAGCGCGACCUGCUUCGCACAGAACUCAGUGAGGCGAUGGCGCAGCAGUUUUCGAUGUCACAGUUGACGAAACCUGAACGCCUUGAACUUCAAAGGAAGUACUCUUCUCUGAAGGCCUCACGUGACGCCGACAUCGCCGCAUUGCGUACGACACUCGAAGCAGAGGCGAGGGAACGUGAGAUCGAGGUUGAGCGACUUCGCUCUGAACUCGCUGGUGCCAGUGCACGAUUAUUGCUGCUUCCCUCUGCGCUAUCAACUCCGGUCAACACCAAGAGCCUUCCAUCGCCAAUUUCAAGUGACGAACCGUCCGGUCUGUUGAAGAGCUUUAUGCGUCUAAGCUCAAUGACCAUGGGUAAGUUGAACCUCAGGGCGUACGACUUCUCAAAAGUUAUCGAUACAGCUUCAACGCUGGAGCGCUCGAUUUCUCAGCGCACCCGAGAGCUGAACGAAAGCGUGGAAAAACUGCAGUUAAAAAAACUGGAGAAAGGUUUCAAAUCCAUGAAAGCCAAAUCUGAGAAGUUGCAGCGAAAGAUUGACGAGAAAGAGAGAAAAAUAUCAUCCAUGCGGAUCGACGGUGAUACAAUGCGUACCGAUCGCAAUCAACUCAUCUCUCAAGUCGCGGACCUGAAAGAGGAGUUGAAGUAUUUAAGGGCUGCUGCAGAAAGCGAGCGCUCCGAGCAAAUGCAACUAAUUGAUUCGCUCAGGAUGGAGAUAGAUUUACUGAAAGACAAGAAUUCUUCAAUGUCUCAAGAUGAUCUUGAUGUGCGAAGAGAAGUUGCGAAACUUCAAGGCAUCAAAGUGCGAUUAGAGACUGAGCUUAAGAUGUCCUCACUAAAUGCAGAGGAGGCGAAGCUCGAACUCGAUCGAGUUCGUGAUGAAAAUGAAGGCAUUGUUAAUAAGCUACGCGACGAAAUAGGCGUACUUGAACUAGAUGUGGCUGACAAGGUGGAGGCUAUCAGAGCGGCUGAGGGACGUGCGUUUGAGCUCGAAUCAACAAUGCAAGCCGCACUUGCUGCUGCUGCGAAUGACCUCGAUGAUGUGCUUGCGAAGCUCAACGUAACAUCGACGGAAUUGCUUUCACUCAAAGACAUAUCUGCGCAAGACAAAUCGGCACUUGAGCUGCGCCUCAACGAUCUCCAGACUCGAUUUGAGAAUUCCCAAGCUGAGGCGACACGGCUGUUUGAUGCCAACCGGGUGAUGAGCGAGAAGAUCGCGAACGAGUUCGAUGAACGCAUUCUUUUGAAAGGGAAAGAGCUCGAAAAAGCCAGCGAGCGCCUCGAAGCGCUCAAACAGCAGCUCGAUGAGGCUAACAGCAAAAUAUCUGGACUAGAGGCUCAAGCAGUUAGUGAUCAACUGAUUGUGGAUACGUUGCGAGAGGGAAUACAGUUAGCCGAAAGCCAAUCCGAAGCUGCCGGCUUUAAGAUCGAUGAGUUGACAGACAAAUUGCAAGAGGUAGAACAGAGCAGAGAAGAGCUUGAUCGCAGAAUUCGGCAGCGCGAUAUCGACAUUGGAGCUAUCAAGUCACAGUGUGAUGAUCUUCGUGCAGAGCUCGCUGCCGCUCCAUCUUCCGGUGAGGAUGGUGCGCAGCGUGGUGCUCUUGAGGCGCAGCUCGCUGCCCGCGACGCCGAGCUGGAGCGUGUGCGCGCGGAGUUGAUCGAGUCUCAGGCUUCCGGGGAGUCUCGCUCUGCUCGCAUCGCCGAGCUUGAGUCUGAGCGUGCGUCGCUCCAGUCUGAGUUGGAUGCACUUGCGUGUAAGCUCAGUGAUGUCGAAGCGUCUCAGGUUGCUUCGUCGUCUGAUUCUGAUGCACAGCGCGCUGCAAUUGAGGAACAGCUCACUGCCCGCGACGCCGAGCUGGAGCGUGUGCGCGCGGAGUUGAUCGAGUCUCAGGCUUCCGGGGAGUCUCGCUCUGCUCGCAUCGCCGAGCUUGAGUCUGAGCGCGCGUCGCUCCAGUCUGACUUGGAUGCACUUGCGUCUAAGCUCAGUGAUGUUGAGGCGUCUCAGGUUGCUUCGUCGUCUGAUUUCGAUGCGCAGCGUGGUGCUCUUGAGGAACAGCUCGCUGCCCGCGACGCCGAGCUGGAGCGUGUGCGCGCGGAGUUGAUCGAGUCUCAUGCUUCCGGGGAGUCUCGCUCUGCUCGCAUCGCCGAGCUUGAGUCAAAACUUUCGGCCGUUGAGUCUGAGUGCGGUGCAUUACAGCUUUCACUUGAUGAUAUCGUGCGUGAAAAACUCCUGCUGCAGUCUGCUGCUGAAUCGAGGCAGCUUCAGUUUGAGGAAUUAUCUGAUGUGUAUACUUUGACGAUGCAGCAAGUUCAUCGUCUCCAGGAAGAGUUGCAGUCGGCAUCAAGCGGUCAGGGUUCGGUUACUUCUCUGAAAAAGAAGAUACAGGAACUGAAGGCGAUCAUCAAACAACGUGAGCAGGCACUUUCCGAGGGUUUUUUCGGUCCUACUUUGUUUGAGGACGUUGAUCAAAUCGUUGAGGCGCUCGAGAGGUCAAGAUCUGAACUUGACUUGACUCGCGCUGAGUUGCAAUCAACCCUGGUAGCUCUGAAAGAACGUGAGGAACAAUCCGAAAAGUCUCUGGCUGCUGCGAGUGCAGUAAUUGACGAAAUCCGUUACGAGUUGGAUCGCACCAAGGACGAGUUCAAGGCUCGUGAAAUGACUGCGAAAGAGAUUGAAACCGAUCUGAGAUCCAGGAUAGCCGAGCGGGAUAGUCAAAUUGUUGCGCUUGAAUCCAAGUUGGAUCAGCAAUUGCACCACGAAACGGGCAGCACGACUGCUCCAGACGUACUCAAAAAUCUGCUUUCGGAUCAAGCUGAGGAUCUGAACAGUUUGAAAGCAACUGAGCAGCUCGUCAACGAUCUUCAAGAUUCGGUUGAAGCUCUGCAGCAAGAUGUCAACAGCCGCGAUCAUGAACUUCAUUCUGCGAAUAUGAAAAUCGCGGAUAUGGAAGAGAAAUUGCUGUCAAGUCAGAGUGAUAAAAACGUCUUGAUGAAGGACCUUGAGUCGCUUACGCUCGAGGUACAUAAUCUCGCGAUGGCGCGCGAUGAGGCAGAACAAACUGUCCAUUCACUCGAGAAAAGAAUUUCUUCGCUGCAGGAAAGCGUCGUGUCACAGUCAUCGAAGGAAUCUCCUGAUACGACAAUGGAUAUCUCAUGUGACUCGUCAACCGACCAAAACUCGCGAACAACUGCGUCUUCUUCUAUUGUUGAUGCGAUGAGGCGUGAUAUCGUGCGCCUCGAGUCAGAGCUUGCUGCAGCCCUAGCGGACUCGGAGUGGGGCACUGAAUCUAAUUUGAUAGACAAUGGUUCAGUGCAUGAUGGAUCGGAGGUCAAAAGCCUUCGCUCGCAUCUUGCAGAUGUUGAGUCUGAGCGCGACGGUCUUCGGGCCGAGCUUGCUGAGUUGGAGCGUGUGCGCGCGGAGUUGAUCGAGUCUCAGGCUUCUGGAGAGUCUCGCUCUGCUCGCAUCGCUGAGCUUGAGUCUGAGCGCGCGUCGCUCCAGUCUGAGUUGGAUGCGCUUGUGUCCAAGCUACAUGAACUGGAAGAGGUUCAGGUUGCUUCGUCGUCUGAUUUUGAUGCACAGCGCGCUACGCUUGAGGCGCAGCUCGCUGCCCGCGACGCCGAUCUUGAGCGCGUGCUCAGCGACCAGGCUGAGAGGCAAUCUGCUUUGGAGUCUGAGCGCGACGGUCUUCGGGCCGAGCUUGCUGAGUUGGAGCGUGUGCGCGCGGAGUUGAUCGAGUCUCAGGCUUCCGGGGAGUCUCGCUCUGCUCGCAUCGCUGAGCUUGAGUCUGAGCGCGCGUCGCUCCAGUCUGAGUUGGAUGCGCUUGUGUCCAAGCUUCAUGAACUGGAAGAGGUUCAGGUUGCUUCGUCGUCUGAUUUUGAUGCGCAGCGUGGUGCUAUUGAGGAACAGCUUGCCGCUCGUGAUGUCGAGCUGAAGCGCGCGCGCCAGGAUCUGUCAUCACUUGAGAACGAGCGUGACUCGAUUGAAUUCGAGCUUGAGCGCGUGCUCAGCGACCAGGCUGAGAGGCAAUCUGCUUUGGAGUCUGAGCGCGACGGUCUUCGGGCCGAGCUUGCUGAGUUGGAGCGUGUGCGCGCGGAGUUGAUCGAGUCUCAGGCUUCUGGGGAGUCUCGCUCUGCUCGCAUCGCUGAGCUUGAGUCUGAGCGCGCGUCGCUCCAGUCUGAGUUGGAUGCGCUUGUGUCCAAGCUACAUGAACUGGAAGAGGUUCAGGUUGCUUCGUCGUCUGAUUUUGAUGCACAGCGCGCUACGCUUGAGGCGCAGCUCGCUGCCCGCGACGCCGAUCUUGAGCGCGUGCUCAGCGACCAGGCUGAGAGGCAAUCUGCUUUGGAGUCUGAGCGCGACGGUCUUCGGGCCGAGCUUGCUGAGUUGGAGCGUGUGCGCGCGGAGUUGAUCGAGUCUCAGGCUUCCGGGGAGUCUCGCUCUGCUCGCAUCGCUGAGCUUGAAUCUGAGCGCGCGUCGCUCCAGUCUGAGUUGGAUGCGCUUGUGUCCAAGCUUCAUGAACUGGAAGAGGUUCAGGUUGCUUCGUUGUCUGAUUUUGAUGCACAGCGCGCUACGCUUGAGGCGCAGCUCGCUGCCCGCGACGCCGAUCUUGAGCGCGUGCUCAGCGACCAGGCUGAGAUGCAAUCUGCUUUGGAGUCUGAGCGUGACGCGCUCAUGGCGAAAAUGGAUGCAUUCAUUGUUGAAGAUGGCAAAAUGGACAUUUCAGCGUCUCUUGAGCGAGAGCUGCAAGAGGCAGUCCGUGAGAAGCAGCAAGCAGAGCUAAAAUUGGAAGAGAUUCAAAGCCAGUUGGACGAAGCACGGGUGACGUUGACGCAAUAUGAAAACUCUGUGAGUAUGAGUCCACUGAUUUGGCCACGUACGGAUAUUUCGGUGCUUGCUGGUCUCGAUGAGUUCGCAAGUAGUAGUGCCGAUCUGAGUGCAGAUGGCGUUGCUUGGCUUGAGCACGCUAUCGCCGAGGUGAGGGAACUGGAACGUGUGACAGUCUAUGCAGCUGAUGAGCUAGCUUUACGAGAAGAUGAGCAUGAGCAAGUAGUGUUGAAGCUCGAAGAUGCAAUCAGCAAGCUGGAAAGAGCUCUCGAUGAACAACAAGAGGCAGCAAAUAUUGCUCUGGGCGAUGUAGAUGCCUUGAAGAUUUCUCUAGAUGAGCGUGACGAGCGACUUGAACAACUUCGUUCGCAACUUGAGAAAGCAGUGUCGAACGACAGCACUCGAGAACUCGAACUUAUGAUCGAUUCACUGAAACUGCAACUCAGUGACAAAGAGCUCGAACUUGACGACGCCAUGUCUGCAUACCAUUCCUCAGAAGUCGAAAAGCAAUCUUUGAAGGACGAGUUGUUGCGGUUAAGAGUGGCAGAAAAUGUUCAAGACGAACGGAUGGAACGCGCGAUGAGCGAGAUCAGCCGUCUGAAUCAAGAAUUGGCGAAACGUGCCGCUGCCUUAGAAGCAAGCUGGGAUAAUCUUUCGAACGCGGAAAAUCAGUUCAGGAACGCUGUACGUGAGCGCGACGAAAUACGUGAGAUACUCACGGAGCAACUUGCUGAAAAAGAGCAAGCUCUUAGAGAGGCUGAGAGUAUCGUAGUGCAACAGCUCGAUGUCGAGCGAAAUCUCAGAACCGAAUUGAAAGAGAAACUGAUGAGUGUAGAAGAGUUUACGGCAGCUGAAGAUGACGUCGAAACAUUGGCGGACUCUGCAGCGGACGCAACGGUGCUGAUCGAGACGAUGAGGAAUGAUAUCGCACGUCUCGAGUCUGAGCUUGCAGCGGCUUCAAGUGAUCCGUCGUUCAGCGCCAUACUUCCCGAUGACGCGACUGAGGUCCUCAAAAAAAGACUCAGCGAGGCGAUUACGGUGGUUCAAGAGUCCGAGUCCAAGCGCUUGCUGUUGGAGUCUGAAGUCUCAAGACUACGAAAAACUGCUGAAGUGGAUUCGCUCAUUUCUCAAAUUCAAAAUCUAGAAGCCGACGUAUCCAGGUUGAAUGACGAGGUCACGGAAAAAGAUGAGGUCAUCAUGGAUCUCAACUCACUACUCGGUUCCGCUCCAGAUCAGAAAUCGCUGACUGAAAGUAUGAGAAAUGACAUCGCACGUCUUGAGGCUGAGCUCGCUGCAGCGUUGAGCGACCCGUCCUCUGAUGAACCUGACGCAAGAAUGCAAGAUAUCCUUUUACAAUACAAGGUCGCUCAAACAUCUCUCUCGGACGCUCUGCGCACCAAGACGGAGGUUGAGAGGGCGCGUGAUAGCGUUGUUUCCGAUCUCGAGCGAGCUCUGAAGAGUAUUGGAGAACUUGAAGCCACUGAGUUGGAAUCAAUUUCCAGGGUCAAGUACCUCGAGGCUCAACUUGAGUCCGUUUCAGAUGCCCUAGACUCGAAGGAAACGGAACUUAAGCACUCUGCGCAAGCCCUGGUGGAGAUGCGACAUGAACGCGAUUAUCUGCAGAGUGAGCUCCAACGACUUGAAAGUGAGCGUCAAGUCGCUAUUGAUGCACGAGCGGCUUUAGAUAACGAUGCUUCUAAUGCGCUGGCACAGCUUGAUGAAUCCAUCGAGAAUCGUAAUCAGCUCGAACUUCGUCUUGCCGAAUUGGUUAAACGUCAUGAUGAUCUGGAGAAGUCAUCGGAAACUCAACGCGUAAAACUUCAAAAACAGUGUGAUUCUCUUACUGCAAAAUUGGAAGAGCUUUCAAGCGUCGAAGAACUCAAACGUGCCGAGCUCGAAGGAAAAUUGGACGGACAGUCUGCCGAAUUAGACCGCUCUCGUGCAACGUUAGAAGAAAAGCUCGCUGCCCGCGACGCCGAGCUGGAGCGCGUGCGCAGCGACCAGUCUGAGAGGCAAUCUGCUUUGGAGUUUGAACGCGACGGUCUUCGGGCUGAGCUCGAUGCACUUGUGUCCAAGCUUCAUGAACUCGAAGAGGUUCAGGCUGCUUCGCUGUCUGAUUUUGAUUCGCAGCGUGCUGCGCUUGAGGAACAGCUCGCUGCUCGUGACGCCGAGCUGGAGCGCGUGCGCAGCGACCGGGCUGAGAGGCAAUCUGCUUUAGAGUCUGAGCGCGACGGUCUUCGGGCUGAGCUCGAUGCACUUGUGUCCAGGCUUCAUGAACUCGAAGAGGUUCAGGCUGCUUCGCUGUCUGAUUUUGAUUCGCAGCGUGCUGCGCUUGAGGAACAGCUUGCCGCUCGUGACGCCGAGCUGGAGCGCGUGCGCAGCGACCAGUCUGAGAGGCAAUCUGCUUUGGAGUCUGAGCGCGACGGUCUUCGGUCUGAGCUCGAUGUACUUGUUUCCAAGCUUCAUGAACUCGAAGAGGUUCAGGCUGCUUCGCUGUCUGAUUUUGAUUCGCAGCGUGCUGCGCUUGAGGAACAGCUCGCUGCCCGUGACGCCGAGCUGGAGCGCGUGCGCAGCGACCAGUCUGAGAGGCAAUCUGCUUUGGAGUCUGAGCGCGACGGUCUUCGGGCUGAGCUCGAUGCACUUGUGUCCAGGCUUCAUGAACUCGAAGAGGUUCAGGCUGCUUCGCUGUCUGAUUUUGAUUCGCAGCGUGCUGCGCUUGAGGAACAGCUUGCCGCUCGUGACGCCGAUCUUGAGCGCGUGCGCAGCGACCGGGCUGAGAGGCAAUCUGCUUUGGAGUCUGAGCGCGACGGUCUUCGGGCUGAGCUCGAUGCACUUGUUUCCAAGCUUCAUGAACUCGAAGAGGUUCAGGCUGCUUCGCUGUCUGAUUUUGAUUCGCAGCGUGCUGCGCUUGAGGAACAGCUCGCUGCCCGUGACGCCGAGCUGGAGCGCGUGCGCAGCGACCAGUCUGAGAGGCAAUCUGCUUUGGAGUUUGAACGCGACGGUCUUCGGGCUGAGCUCGAUGCACUUGUGUCCAAGCUUAAUGAACUCGAAGAGGUUCAGGCUGCUUCGCUGUCUGAUUUUGAUUCGCAGCGUGCUGCGCUUGAGGAACAGCUCGCUGCCCGUGACGCCGAGCUGGAGCGCGUGCGCAGCGACCAGUCUGAGAGGCAAUCUGCUUUGGAGUUUGAACGCGACGGUCUUCGGGCUGAGCUCGAUGCACUUGUGUCCAAGCUUAAUGAACUCGAAGAGGUUCAGGCUGCUUCGCUGUCUGAUUUUGAUUCGCAGCGUGCUGCGCUUGAGGAACAGCUCGCUGCCCGUGACGCCGAGCUGGAGGGCGUGCGCGUUCAGUUUGAAGCUGAGAUUGCUGCGAUACUUUCUGAGCGCUGUGCUCACGAGGAAGAGCUUGAUCGCAUGCAGCGUCGACUGUCGCUAGUCGAAAAGGAGCGUCUCGAGUCUGAGCUCGCGUCUGAACUCGAGCUGGAGGAGCUUCGUGCCCAGCUUGCGGCGAUGAAAGCGGCGCGUGAUGACCUCAAGAGGAAAGACAAGAAGAGAGGCAAAAAGUUCGUCCGAGUCGAAGACCACUUGAAGGCGUUGCAUGAGCUUGAGCAGAAGAUCGUGGCUCGCGAAGCAACAAUUCAUAGGCUUAAGGAAUCCUCUAACGACGUAUUAAGUGCCAUGGACUCACAUGCUCAGCUUUUCUCUGAGAUGGAUGAGCCACUGGUGGAGCAACGCGAUCAUGCAGCUUCACAAGCAGAAACUCUGGCUUCUCUGAAGUCGGAAUGCCUCGCUCUUCAAGCAGAGCUGAAGCGCCUAGCUACUCGAGAAUCAAAUUCCGAUGACGCGUCGGGUGGGGAACAAGAUGUGGAAAAAUCAUACGACGAAGUGGAGCAGCGAUCUCGUCGCGCUCUUGAGUCGCAACUUUCGAUGACGCCAUUAAGCAACGCAAACAUCGUCUCAUUGCGUAUAGAGCUUGAAGCGAAGCUUGCCGAUCGGAACGCGGCAAUCGAUCGCAUUCGCGCUGAGAUGACGGAUUUGCAAGCAUUGACCAAUACUGAACGUGAAGCACUCCACGCUGAGACUGAGCAGUUGACUACUGUCGACGCGCCAUCUCAGCAGCAAUAUAUAAGUCAAGAGGCAAACAGGAAGAAAAAGAAGAGCAAGAAGAGAAGUAAAAAGUUCAUUCGAAUUGAAGGAAGCUUCAGCAAUAGGGACGCCAUGAUCGUUAAGAUUGCCAACCUUGAAGAAAGACUCGCGUCGUUCUCUGAUGACGCUGACAAUGCCUCAGGGCGAGCUUCUCUUGAGGCGCAGCUCGCUGCCCGCGACGCCGAUCUUGAGCGCGUGCUCAGCGACCAGGCUGAGAGGCAAUCUGCUUUGGAGUCUGAGCGCGACGGUCUUCGGGCUGAACUUGCUGAGUUGGAGCGUGUGCGCGCGGAGUUGAUCGAGUCUCAGGCUUCCGGGGAGUCUCGCUCUGCUCGCAUCGCUGAGCUUGAGUCUGAGCGCGCGUCGCUCCAGUCUGAGUUGGAUGCGCUUGUGUCCAAGCUUCAUGAACUGGAAGAGGUUCAGGUUGCUUCGUCGUCUGAUUUUGAUGCGCAGCGUGGUGCUAUUGAGGAACAGCUUGCCGCUCGUGAUGUCGAGCUGAAGCGCGCGCGCCAGGAUCUGUCAUCACUUGAGAUCGAGCGUGACUCGAUUGAAUUCGAGCUUGAGCGCGUGCUCAGCGACCAGGCUGAGAGGCAAUCUGCUUUAGAGUCUGAGCGCGACGGUCUUCGGGCCGAGCUUGCUGAGUUGGAGCGUGUGCGCGCGGAGUUGAUCGAGUCUCAGGCUUCCGGGGAGUCUCGCUCUGCUCGCAUCGCUGAGCUUGAGUCUGAGCGCGCGUCGCUCCAGUCUGAGUUGGAUGCGCUUGUGUCCAAGCUACAUGAACUGGAAGAGGUUCAGGUUGCUUCGUCGUCUGAUUUUGAUGCACAGCGCGCUACGCUUGAGGCGCAGCUCGCUGCCCGCGACGCCGAUCUUGAGCGCGUGCUCAGCGACCAGGCUGAGAGGCAAUCUGCUUUGGAGUCUGAGCGCGACGGUCUUCGGGCUGAGCUUGCUGAGUUGGAGCGUGUGCGCGCGGAGUUGAUCGAGUCUCAGGCUUCCGGGGAGUCUCGCUCUGCUCGCAUCGCUGAGCUUGAGUCUGAGCGCGCGUCGCUCCAGUCUGAGUUGGAUGCGCUUGUGUCCAAGCUACAUGAACUGGAAGAGGUUCAGGUUGCUUCGUCGUCUGAUUUUGAUGCACAGCGCGCUACGCUUGAGGCGCAGCUCGCUGCCCGCGACGCCGAUCUUGAGCGCGUGCUCAGCGACCAGGCUGAGAGGCAAUCUGCUUUGGAGUCUGAGCGCGACGGUCUUCGGGCCGAGCUUGCUGAGUUGGAGCGUGUGCGCGCGGAGUUGAUCGAGUCUCAGGCUUCCGGGGAGUCUCGCUCUGCUCGCAUCGCUGAGCUUGAGUCUGAGCGCGCGUCGCUCCAGUCUGAGUUGGAUGCGCUUGUGUCCAAGCUACAUGAACUGGAAGAGGUUCAGGUUGCUUCGUCGUCUGAUUUUGAUGCACAGCGCGCUACGCUUGAGGCGCAGCUCGCUGCCCGCGACGCCGAUCUUGAGCGCGUGCUCAGCGACCAGGCUGAGAGGCAAUCUGCUUUGGAGUCUGAGCGCGACGGUCUUCGGGCCGAGCUUGCUGAGUUGGAGCGUGUGCGCGCGGAGUUGAUCGAGUCUCAGGCUUCCGGGGAGUCUCGCUCUGCUCGCAUCGCUGAGCUUGAGUCUGAGCGCGCGUCGCUCCAGUCUGAGUUGGAUGCGCUUGUGUCCAAGCUACAUGAACUGGAAGAGGUUCAGGUUGCUUCGUCGUCUGAUUUUGAUGCACAGCGCGCUACGCUUGAGGCGCAGCUCGCUGCCCGCGACGCCGAUCUUGAGCGCGUGCUCAGCGACCAGGCUGAGAGGCAAUCUGCUUUGGAGUCUGAGCGCGACGGUCUUCGGGCCGAGCUUGAUGUGCUUCUGUGCAAGCUCGAUCGACAUGAACUGGCGGAAGCUGCCCAAUUAUCGACCGGUUCGGACGCUGAGCACAUCGCUCUGUUAUCGCAACUUAAGGACGCAGAAUUCGAACUGGACAGUAUGCGCGUUGCUCUUGCUAAUGAUCGAGUCGUGUUCGAGGCUGAACGCAACUCUCUCCAUGCUGAGAUCGACCGCCUGUUGGAGGUUGAGACAAAGUCCGAGCAAGCAUUGAAGACGGCAGAAGUUGCCCGAGAUCAAGCUCUGGCAACGGUGGAGACACUCCUACGUACACAACAGGAACUUGAGGAUAAGCUGCGUGAUAGUGAUUCAGCCCUUGAUGAGGCUCUGGCCGAUAUGCGAGCACUUCAGACGGAGAAACAACGUUACCAACUCGAUGUCGACUUGGCACGCUCUGAAUUGACGCGAAGUAGACAAGAUGUCGACGCAGAGCAAGUUGCUCGAUUGCAUGACCAAGUGUCGAAAUUGCUAGAGGAUAAGUCGUCGCUCGAGGCGGCUCUGAGAGCUCGUGAUAUCGAAUUGGAACAGGAGCGUGGUAAACAAGAUGAGUUAACCAAGGAAAAUUCCAAGCUGCGCGAAGAGUUACUGGAAGCCAAGGAGUUGGCGGAUCACUACAUGCUGCAAUAUUCGUCCGGACCAGAAUCAAGUGCCAGAUUCGAUGUCCUACCUGUGGACGCAUUUAACGCAGCCGAUGGGGCCUUCAUUCCAGAUUCGGCGGACGAAACUUUCAUCACUGCGUGCAAUAUGGUCCAACGCAUUGAAAUAGUGGCUCGUCGGCAGAAGCAGACAGAGGAUCAGUUGAGACUUGUCGAAGGAGGAGGUGAAGAUGGUUCCAUCGAUGCUCGAAUGCUUCGCGCUGAGUUAGACGCUAUGAGCGCCCAAAUUAGCUCAUGUCGGCAAACUCUCGCAACAUGUUCGCGAGGUCUCGGAGCGCUUGAACGCAGAAUUGCGAAAGAACUCGCCGAGCUCGGUAAAUCGGCGUCGCUCGAUGAAGCAUUGGAAGUGACGCAAACCCGCAUUAGAGACAUGGAAAGAUCUCUAUCGCAAGCGAGUGCAGAGUCGAGCGCUACUUUCAAAGAUCUGCAAUCUUCAAUCGCCGCGACAAGCACGACGGAGACCGGACACAUAAUCCCAGUGGAAUUCAGCGUUCCCUUCCAGACUAUUCCAGGACAACGGGUGCUUGCGGUCGGCACGUGGUGCGAUUGGUCCAUUCAAAAAGGUUUGAAGCUCACCUGGACUGACGGCAACAAGUGGACGGGAACAAUGAUGUUAAAUACUGGUUUGAACUACGAAUACAAGUACGUGGUAAUCGAGAAAAUUGUGGGCGCAGUACCCGGUGACACACCACCAUACUGGCCGCCGUGGGGUACGACCGAGCCGCGCAUGGAAUCGAUCUACGGUAACACGCACAUGAUCACGUGGCAACCCGGCAAUAACAAGGCCAUGGCACUCGAUAAUAUUCACACCCACGGCGUGGCGCGCAUCAACGUCGCCGAUGACUGGAUGGCGAACCCGGCGCAGUCGCCGAUUACUCUCUAUUCGGUUGACGGAGAGGUGCUGGAAGUCGUUGGGUCGACCGCGCUUCUCGGUGAGACGGUUGACCGAGCAGACCACGCUCUGACGGAGGCUCGUCGACAGGUGGAGAUGAUGGCCUCCAUCGCGAGCGCAGCGCUCUCCGAAGUGGACACGCAGCUUGCAAAGCAGGUGUCUGCACGUUUGGCUGAUAUUCGAGUCCAAGGCUCACUCGAAGCUGGCGGUGCCAGCACUCAGCACCGCCCGCGAUUGGCGUUACCCGAGACGAAACGAGAAGAAGAGGCCGAUUCGAAUAGCGAUGAUCCUACGUGGAUGUACAUCGGGCACGGAUGGGACGGUGAAGGCGAUUUCACAACUGAUGUGUCUGAUUCCACCCUUGGCGGUGGUCACGACGACGACGACGGCAUCGACAUCGUCUAA